GUUCGGCGGCCUGCUGCCGACCAGCUGGAGGUCCUGCCGGCAGUGGCGGUGGCGCCGGUCGGCGGCGGCGGCGGCGGCGGCAGCGGCAGCAGCAGCGGUGGCUGCGGCCUCAAGACUAGAGGCGGCAGCAGCGGCGGUGGGGCCCCGAAGGGGAAGAAGAAGAGCGGAAGGAACCGAGGGGGCAAAGCCAACAACCCCCCGUAUCUGCCCCCUGAGGCUGAGGAUGGAAACAUUGAGUACAAGUUAAAGCUGGUAAACCCAUCCCAAUACCGCUUUGAGCACCUGGUAACACAGAUGAAAUGGAGGCUCCAGGAAGGCCGGGGCGAAGCUGUCUAUCAGAUUGGGGUGGAGGACAAUGGGCUAUUAGUGGGGCUGGCUGAUGAGGAGAUGCGGGCAUCCCUCAAGACUCUGCACCGGAUGGCUGAGAAGGUGGGGGCAGACAUCACAGUUCUCCGGGAGCGAGAGGUGGAUUACGAUAGCGAUGUUCCUCGAAAGAUCACUGAGGUGUUGGUGCGCAAGGUCCCUGACAACCAGCAGUUCUUGGACCUUCGUGUGGCUGUUCUGGGCAAUGUGGACUCUGGGAAGUCGACUCUUUUGGGGGUGCUGACCCAAGGGGAACUGGACAAUGGGCGGGGCAGGGCCCGGCUCAAUCUCUUCCGUCACCUGCAUGAGAUCCAAUCUGGUCGUACUUCCAGCAUCAGCUUUGAGAUCCUUGGCUUCAACAGCCGGGGAGAGGUGGUGAACUACAGCGAUUCUCGGACAGCCGAGCAGAUCUGUGAGAGCAGCUCCAAGAUGAUCACCUUCAUUGACCUGGCAGGACACCACAAGUACCUACGCACUACCAUCUUUGGUCUGACCUCCUACUGUCCUGACUGUGCCCUGCUUCUAGUCAGUGCAAAUACUGGCAUUGCGGGUACCACGAGGGAGCAUCUGGGGUUGGCCCUAGCCCUGAAAGUGCCCUUCUUCAUUGUCGUCAGCAAGGUGGACCUGUGCUCAAAGGCCACGGUAGAAAGGACUGUGCGCCAGCUGGAAAGGGUUCUUAAGCAACCUGGCUGCCACAAGCUCCCCUUGUUGGUCACUUCUGACGAUGAUGCUGUCACUGCUGCCCAACAGUUUGCCCAGUCACCCAACGUCACCCCCAUCUUCACAUUGUCUAGCGUGUCUGGGGAAAGCCUGGACCUGCUCAAAGUCUUUCUCAACAUCUUGCCACCACUCACCAAUAGCAAAGAACAGGAAGAGCUCAUGCAACAACUGACUGAGUUCCAGGUGGAUGAAAUCUACACGGUGCCAGAGGUGGGGACUGUUGUUGGAGGGACACUUUCCAGUGGGAUCUGCCGUGAGGGAGACCAGCUGGUGGUAGGUCCCACAGAUGACGGACGCUUCCUAGAACUGAGGGUGUGCAGCAUCCAACGCAACCGCUCAGCCUGCCGAGUACUUCGAGCUGGCCAGGCAGCCACACUAGCCCUUGGUGACUUUGACCGCGCUCUUCUUAGAAAGGGAAUGGUGAUGGUGAGCCCUGAGAUGAAUCCCACCAUCUGCUCAGUGUUUGAAGCAGAGAUUGUUCUACUGUUCCAUGCCACCACGUUCCGGCGUGGCUUCCAGGUGACCGUGCACGUGGGCAAUGUGCGUCAGACAGCUGUGGUGGAGAAGAUCCAUGCCAAGGACAAGCUUCGGACUGGGGAGAAAGCAGUAGUACGCUUCCGCUUCCUGAAACACCCAGAGUAUCUGAAGGUGGGUGCCAAGUUGCUGUUCCGGGAGGGUGUCACCAAAGGCAUCGGCCAUGUCACCGACGUGCAGGCUAUCGCAGCAGGAGAGGCCCAGGCCAGCUUGGGCAUCUGAACUACCCCAGGCAAGGGGCAUCUUCAUUGCUGUCCCUACAAUAUACAAGGUGACUUCAGAGCAUGCUGCCCCCAGUGGCAGCUCUGUGUGUUAAUAGCCCGGGGGAGGGGGCGUUACCUGCCAAUUACCUCUCCCAGCACCUCUGGAGUGGUGCCCAGCUUGGUGUGGCUAGGGGAACGAGAGUCCUGUGAGACAAGACAGGAAAACUCAGGGUACUGGUACAGGGCCGUGCCCCAGGCCUGGCACCUCCAAUUCUGGCCAAACCAUGGCCCUUCUGCUGGGGCCUUGGAAGAAGCUACUCUGGCCACUUUCAGCCAUACCCUUUCAGUGAUUUUGGACUGGGGCUAAUCUCCCAGUAUGAUCUGGGCUUCUUGGAAACAGUUGCAGCUUGGGGUGAUUCUCAGGAAGGACUCCGUUUUCUAGCCCUCAGGCCUAUAUAAAUUUCCAACAGAGGCCAGUUCCAUCCAGUAGACAAAAGACAUGUCCCCGUGUCUGCUCGGAGCCCAAGGUCCAAAAGGGGAAGGAGUGGCAUGUGGGCAGUCAACUUUAGUGCUCACACUUUGUGCCAGGGCCUAAUGGUCCAUCCUCAACUUCCUCUUGUUCCCUGUUUUAGGGACCUCCAUCACUCCAUCCUCAUCCCUCACAAGCCCCACAGGUGCUAUUUAUCAGGCUGGUCCAGGGCUUGACAUACUAAGGGUCAGCUGCAUGUCAGUCAUGGUCUUGUCCUCUCUUUCCCUCUGAAGAUGUAUUGUUUUUCUUUUUUUUGUUAUGAAUCAGACACGUUUUGCUUUAUAAAAAUGGGUGACUGGGUAUUGGGAAUUCCAGCUCCCCUAUCGACUUUUACCCUUCCUGCUUCCAAGCAGCCCUGUCACCCACUGUUCUAUUUGUUUGCAGUGAUUCUAUCCUGCCCUUGUUGCAGGUAACCUUCCCCAUCCCCCAAAGAAAUGAAGGGGUGUUCACGUCCCCUCCUCUAGCAAAGGGACUUCCUCCUUCCCCAUUGUUGAUGUCCUGGGUUCCUAUGGGCUCAGGGAUCAUUUGUUGUUUGAAGUUUCUCUGCAUCUCUAUAUAUACACAUAUACAUAUGUAUAUAUAUAUUGUACAGAAUAAAUAUGUUUUAUUGAAUGA
Molecule: messenger RNA, 2964 nt
Organism: Dromiciops gliroides (monito del monte)
Lineage: Eukaryota; Metazoa; Chordata; Mammalia; Microbiotheria; Microbiotheriidae
Gene: GTPBP2
Product: GTP binding protein 2
Biological process (GO): translational elongation
Molecular function (GO): GTPase activity; translation elongation factor activity; GTP binding
Source: RefSeq, a predicted model, not a curated record